Messenger RNA from Anguilla anguilla (European eel), 2572 nucleotides. Its product is annotated as serine/threonine-protein kinase pim-2-like. Lineage: Eukaryota; Metazoa; Chordata; Actinopteri; Anguilliformes; Anguillidae. Gene Ontology annotation, cellular component: cytoplasm. Bases 1 to 1311 code for a protein of 436 amino acids. Gene Ontology annotation, biological process: regulation of mitotic cell cycle; negative regulation of apoptotic process; protein autophosphorylation. Gene Ontology annotation, molecular function: protein serine/threonine kinase activity; ATP binding. The record is from RefSeq and is a predicted model, not a curated record. The transcript is spliced from 11 exons.
AUGCCCAAGUCGAAGAAAUCAUCAGACGCAAAUAAGGCUGAGGGGACUGUUCCCGAGCUGUGCGCGAGCGGCGGGCAGAAGAGGCCCGGGGGAACUCCAUCCUGUGGGGAGGAAGUGGUCACUAAGAAACAGUCAGAGGACAGGAGCCUUCAGACCCAGAGCCACAAGUCCUCCAGCUGCUCCAGCUCAAAGGCCACGCACACCAAGAGCAGCCGAAAAGCCGCGGAGAAGAAGGCUGAGGGAGCUGUUCCUGAGCUGCGCUCGAGCGGCGGGCAGAAGAGGCCGACUCCAUCCUGUGGGGAGGAAGUGGUCACUAAGAAACAGCCAGAGGACAGGAGCCUUCAGACCCAGAGCCACAAGUCCUCCAGCUGCUCCAGCUCAAAGGCCACGCACACCAAGAGCAGCCGAAAAGCACGCGCUGAAAAAUUCUACACCAAAGGAGAGCUGCUGGGGCGUGGGGGGUUCGGGUCCGUCUACGCCGGGACCCGCAAGUCGGACGGACUGCCGGUGGCCCUCAAAUAUGCAAAGAAACUGGAAGAUGAUGAAAUACAGCUGCUAUGGCAUACCAUCGGUAGGAACAAAACAGUACCCUUAGGAAUCACUCUUAGAACCACUGCUGGACUUUCAAUAAAACAUGGUCAGCCAAUCACAUCAGGGAAAAAGCCUGGACUGGACAGGCCUCUGCCCCGGGAGGUGGGGCUGCUGAAGACGGUGAACAGCCCCUCGCACCCCAACGUCCUGCGGCUGUAUGACUGGUUCGACAGGCGGUCCUCCUAUGUGAUGGCGAUGGAGCGCCCGGACCCGUGCCAGGACCUGGCGGAGUACUGCGAGCGGCAGGGCGGGGCCCUGGGCGAGGGCGAGGCUCGCCACAUCACGCGGCAGCUGCUGGGGGCGCUGCAACACUGCCGCCAGCACGGGGUGGUGCACCGUGACGUCAAGCCGGAAAACAUCCUGGUGCAAACGGACACGCGGCAGAUCAAGCUCAUCGACUUCGGCUGUGGAGACCCCCUGAAAGACACCCCCUACGCAGAGUUCUCAGGGACCGAGAGCUACCAGCCGCCGGAGUGGUUUGAGAAGCAGGAGUUCCAGGCGGGUCCCGGGACGGUGUGGUCCGUGGGGGUGACCCUGUUUCAGAUGCUGUGCGGUGCCCUUCCCUUCACCACCUUCAACAGCGGGGCGAUGCAGCAGGUGUACUUCCCUGAGGGGCUGUCACCAGGGCUCAGGGACUUCAUUUCCUGUUGCUUGAGGCCCCGGGCGGAAGAUCGGCCCACGCUGGGGCAGCUGCAGCUUCACCCCUGGCUCCACCAGUAGGGCACUGGGUCAGGAGUAGCGUGCCCCCCAGAAUCUAGGCCGCUGGGUCAGCGUGAGCCUGGCCCCCCCGUGGUAUGGUAAGUUGAAGGUUUGCUAGUGUUCUGAUGUGGUAAACACUGGAAGCUGUCCCUUUAAGACAGUGUCCCAGUGUAUGGAUGGGAGGUAGGAAUUCGGUCCACGGAGUCCACCAUGGCAAUAAGGGAGGAAUGCUGGCCAGCUGGAGCGGAAUCAAAGUGACUGCUAUUCACCCAACAUCAGCAGCCCCUCGAGUGCAUUUAGCACCCAGACUGGAGAAAACCACUGUGACCACAGACCUGAGGUUGCUUCUAUACCCAGCAAUGGGGACCCUUCAAUGCCCCUUGGGGAUAUAGUUUGAAAGCUUUGAUGAAUGCUUGUUGGAGAGCAUUGUUCAUGCUCAGGAGAUCACCGCCAGUUCUACUUUGUUUAAGCAGUCUGUUUAUAAUUGUUUUUGUCUUUGCAUGCAAUGAUUAGUUAGUAGUUGGGUAAGAAUUAAAAAAUGCCUUGUGGCAUUGGCUAAUAGAUUAAAUGCAGAACAAUGUAUUUUACGUCAAAAUUACCACUCCUUGCUGGUUUGUUGUAUAGUCGUUAUUAUUGGCAGUGCUAUAGGUUAUAGCUGGAACCUCUGCUUUUCCUCAUUUGAAAAUAAAGGAUCAUGACAGACACAUUGGUAACAAACUAUUUAUAUUUACAGGAAUUUCCCAUGGAGGGAGGUAUUUGGUCUGCACCAUGGCAACGAGGGAGGAAUGCUGGCUAGCUGGAGCGGGACUAAGGCGACCGUUGUCCCUACAAUGUCUCCAGCCCCUCGAGCACACGCAGUCUGGUCAAACAGCACCCAGACUGGAGAAAACCGCUGUGGUCACAGACCUCAGACUGCUUCUAAACCCAGCAAGACCCACAAGCAGGAAUCUCCCAUGGAGGGAGUUAUUUGGUCUGCACCAUAGCAACGAGGGAGGAAUGCUGGCUAGCUGGAGCGGGACUAAGGCGACCGUUGUCCCUACAAUGUCUCCAGCCCCUCGAGCACACGCAGUCGGGUCAAACAGCACCCAGACUGGAGAAAACCACUGUGGUCACAGACCUCAGACUGCUUCUAAACCCAGCAAGACCCACGAGAAGAAUCUACGAGUGGUGAUCUGCCAUCCUGGACCUGGUGUUGUUUUGCAUUGUCUACUCAUAUACCACAGCAAUGAUGAAGCCAUUAUCACCUUUUACAAUAAAUCCUGUUUUACAUGUAAAAAUUGAA